Molecule: messenger RNA, 3845 nt
Organism: Lecanosticta acicola
Lineage: Eukaryota; Fungi; Ascomycota; Dothideomycetes; Mycosphaerellales; Mycosphaerellaceae
Source: the annotation of a GenBank genome assembly
AUGACUACCGUUCGACGUGUUCAGGCCGACGACGCUGGAUCAGAUCAGCCCUCUUCGUCUGUUGGGUCUGCUUGUACCGCCAUCUACUGGCCACAAUCUGGCAUGACUCCUGACGACGGGUCGGCAGGCUCUCCUUCGUACUCACCUCGCUCACCAUCAGAAUAUUCAGACUCGCAGGACGUCAAAGAUCUUAUUGAGCUCGCCAACGAAGACAAGGCGUCCACAGCUACUGAUGUAACUUCAUUGUCUUCAUGGAACAAUGUGCCACCUCCACCGCCAAUUUCCGCUGCCCCCUGGCGCCAAAACCUUCUUGGUCUCUUGGGAGGCCACGCCACUCGUGCUUCUGUUGAUAGCCGACCGCUCGGCUUCGGCAAUUUCCACGUCACUUUUGAUACGAGCAACACACCUUCCCGCGACACGCGGGUAUUUGGGCAAACAAAUGUCCCUGAGUCCCACGCAUCCGAUGCCAGAAAUUGUAACGUCUCCGAUGGCGCGAGCAGUCGUAAGGACAGUAGGAGCGGCCUAGGUAGUGCUACGACCCCUAGCAUGUCGAAGCCGGCUGGCAACAGGCAUGGAGAAGACCACAGCAGUAUCACCGAUGUGGCACGCAUGGAUCUACUCUCCGACAUGAUUCAACGAUUGAAAGCAGAAAACGACAUUCGCGCUGUCGACAUUGCUACUGGACUCCCUGUCCACCCGCCUCGUGCUGCAUAUUCUCCUCUGUCUUGGUCGCUGGGGCUCCCAUCUCGACUUUCCCUGGUAUCUGCAGUACCACUCAAUUGCACGUUUCCGCGUGGCCAAGGCAUUCCAACGCUACUGACGGAUACCGGUGCGCAGGGGUAUGCUUCUACCGACGCAGGACCGGCUCCUCCAGAGCAACCGACCACAACUCGCUAUCCCAUCAAUUUACCUCCCACUACCAAUGGGCGAAGUCAGUCCCCAGAGCAGGACCAAUUCUUAAUGGAUGAUAUUGAUGGACCACAUACCGACUACGAGGUAAAUGUUCCUGUGUUGCCCUUUGCCGCAUCACUCUGCGACUUCCUCGAUCUGCUGGUCCAUCGCGUCUUACUGACAGAAUGUAGCACACCGACCAACCGAUCGCCAAAAUGGAUGAGCGAGAAAGGAUCAAACGUCCUUGGGCAACGAUCACACUUGCGGCGCCCGAGCCUAGAUACAUCCCUGAAGACUGUACUCGCACUCCACCAGACGAAGUCCCCUUCAUGCUAGUUGGAAGUAGAACCAUGGCCCUGGACAGACCUGUUGACAUGCGAUGGAAUCUUCGACUAGCUGAUCUCGGCCCGCCUCCGUUGGAACCCUAUCCAAAAGGGCCUCCUCUUUCAAACGACAUAGCGUACCUGUACGUAGACAAUCGAGUAUGGAUGCGGACUCCCGAGGAAAGACGAAUGCUAGCGCAAUUUGAAGAGAAUUAUCGUGAAUAUCUGAAGCCGUACUGGUGGGAAGUCGGGCUGGCAAGAGCUGAACACUUCUGGCUCAGUCGCGACCGCUUUCGUAACAGCGAAUCAUUCUACAUUCGAGCUCAACGGAGCUUCGCUGGAUGGAUAGGUCGGCUCAUUUCCUUUGGAUACUCGGGUAUUCUGUUUCAACUCGAACCGAUUGCAGGCCCUCUUCUGCAUGGCUCUUCCAGGCGCGGUCUCUGUCAGAUCAUUGGCUGGCAAGCUGAGCGACGCAGGCGCAUCAGCUAGCAGCUGGACUGGAAGAUCGCAGGUCUGAUAUCUCAAUUGUGGACAACGACGGAGUUGCCAAAUUUUCGCUUUGGCGUGGCAUACGACGUGAAAGAGCGUAUGCAACUUCUACGGCAAGGUGGCAGAUGUGUCAAGCAGAGAGCACUGGAGCUAGAUCGUGAGUGGCAAGAUGUUGUGCAUGAGUUCCACAAGCUCCAUGGCUUUGUCAUGCCGACUGGCAAACGCCAAAUUGAAGAGGACCCUAUCAUCUGCUAUUCUGCCAAGGCGAGGCGCCUAAGUAGCCCUGAUUCGAGCCGGGAGAGGAGUCCUGAUGGACAGCCCGGUCCAAGUGGAAUUUCCGGACACGAGCGCAGCGCCGCACCUGAAGCAUCUGGAUUCCGACCGCGUAGCAUCAGCUUUACCCCUGGCACCGCAGAUGGACCACGGGAUGACGGCAUAUAUCGUGAGGGAGCUCCGCGUUCAGGAAGGCCUGUCAAUGCUUCUUUUUCCAUUUCCACCCACGCAGAGCAAACGAACGGGGACAGCAUUCGCACCCAAGGCAAUACAAUGGCAGGACGACCCAGUCUAGGAACAGAGGCGCGUGGCCGGACUGGGCAGAGAAAUAGCCAGCCCCGCGUCAACGCAUCUGGGAGUCGUUCUCAGGGACCCUACGGCGCAAGUCCUGGGAUGCAAGAGCGUUACAGGGAAAGCAGGAUUCGUGACCAAGCUGCACGCAGGGCAGCCCAAAUAUUCGGCCGUCGACUAGAGCGUGACAACGUAGGGCGAAGACCUACUUUGGGUCAGUGGCUUGCCUCUGUCCUGUCUGGAGGUCGGUCAAGUUCCGAAUCAUCGACCAAAUCCUCGCUAGACAGCCAGCGGCCUCGUUCUUCCAACGAAGAGAAUCCUCGACAAGAUCAAGGGGCUCAGAGGCCUAGUGCAAUGCCCGAUCCCAACGCAGCUCUCUUGCGCACCUCAGAACUGAGGAACUGGGCCGAUCGUGGUUGGCCAUCAGUUUCAGUUGAUGAAGCGUUGACGCCUGGACGCACACCUCCUCCGAGGCGCAUUGUCUUUCCCAACCCUUUCAAAGAUCGUUCGUACGCGAAUUCCAAAGUUGGUGAGCCGAGUAACAGAGACGGCAGCGGGGAUUCAGGACCUUCUGCAUCUUCAAGCGCUGGGCCAAGCGUCAGAGACAAUUCUGGUCCUCAUAGAUCUCCCGGCAAUCGUCGAAAGUUCUCGACAAACAGUGCGGUCCCAUUGCAACAGUCGCCCGAGACUUCGCAUCUGAGAUCGAUGGCGGCAAUAUUCCAGGAGUUCCAGGAAGAGAUGGAGAACUCCUCAAAUGAAGAUGGCGAGCUCGACGGUAGAGAUGCGAACGAACCUCAGGACUCCAACGACACCCAUGACGAAAACCCAGCGGACACGACGGUCCCAAGUUCUGACGAUGGUGACGCAGCAUCACCGGAUCCGCGAAGAUCAAUGUUGGAAAUCUAUGAGGGCCUCAGCGCAGAUAGGGACGAUCUUUCUGAUGGUGGUAGUUCGGAGGAACCCUCUUCGGGCAGCAAUUCCCCUCCUGAAACCUCAACACCAGAUCAGGUUACAAUCAGCUUCUUUGGCACCACGCGCGACAUCACUUACCUGCGUUUGACUCCCACUUUUGUUGAAUAUAUCAGGAGCCAGCCGGAACAGAUACGGCAAGACAUGAUUACACAUGAGGAUCGUAAGCAAGCGGCCCGCAACGCUCGCCGCGAUAACACCUUGGAGGGACUGCGUCUUGUUAUACCAGAAAAUGAUGAUGCGAGAGAAGAUGACGCCACAUCGCACGAUGUUCGGAGAAGCUCAAGCAUGAUCAGUCCGAUGGACCCAAGCAGGAAUGAGAAUCUGCCAUCGACAGCGAGCACAUCGGCGUGGAGAGAGCUGCUUGGUGGUGCAACCGCAAGUGCGGAGCAUGGCCAAGCCGUGCUCUUGCCACAAGGGGCGGGACACUCCGGAAACGUGGGCGCACGCCGAGAUACCGGCACUGUCGUAGGGGAGGUGGAAGUGUCAGAUGAUGAGUUGUCUGAAGAUAUGCUUGAGGGUCGUCGUAGCCUCAAGGGAAAGGGUAGAGCGGUGGAGUACCAGCGUGAACAACGUGACUCGCAAAGUGACGGCGGAGCGAUCGCUUAA